Messenger RNA from Lachancea mirantina, 561 nucleotides. The record is from the annotation of a GenBank genome assembly. Lineage: Eukaryota; Fungi; Ascomycota; Saccharomycetes; Saccharomycetales; Saccharomycetaceae.
AUGACUAACGAAGACUCCAAUCACCCAACAUUUUCUUCAAAGUCCGAAAAGGGUAUCACCGGAAGGAAAAUCAUUUACGAUAAGGAUGGGAAGCCUUGUCGAGCUUGUAAUACACUCUUGGAUUUCCAGUUAGUCACAGGGAAAGUUUCGGAUUCGGGCCCGAGUACAGGUUUGGGCAAGCUCGGCAGUUCAUUAGGUGUGUUAGGUAAUCAGACCAAAGUCAAUGGGUAUGCGAAGGAGGAUCCGCCCGAUGUCGAACAAUUAGGACGAUCAAGCUGGAGUCUACUUCAUUCGAUAGCUGCCGCGUACCCUGUGUCACCGAAUGACAAACAGCGGUCAGAAAUGAAACAAUUUAUGACCCUUUUCUCGCACGUUUAUCCCUGCUGGUGGUGUGCGAAGGAUUUCGAAGAUUUUAUCAAGAAGAAUUCGCCGAAAGUUGGCUCAAGGGACGAAUUGGGACUUUGGAUGUGUGAAGCUCAUAAUGAGGUCAAUGAGAAGCUUGGGAAGUCCAAAUUUGAUUGUUCCUUCUGGAAGAAUAGGUGGAUUGAUGGAUGGGAUUAA